Molecule: messenger RNA, 2220 nt
Organism: Phycomyces blakesleeanus NRRL 1555(-)
Lineage: Eukaryota; Fungi; Mucoromycota; Mucoromycetes; Mucorales; Phycomycetaceae
Exons: 3
Coding region: 1-2220 (739 amino acids)
Biological process (GO): positive regulation of transcription by RNA polymerase II; negative regulation of transcription by RNA polymerase II
Molecular function (GO): DNA-binding transcription factor activity, RNA polymerase II-specific; RNA polymerase II cis-regulatory region sequence-specific DNA binding; zinc ion binding
Source: RefSeq, a predicted model, not a curated record
AUGAGUCACUCCUUUGGGUCAUCUCGCAAUUCAUUCCGUCCUACUGAACAACACAUGGAAAGAGAAGGCUCGUUUUCAGCCUCUCCUUCGUCAGCCGCUGCAGCCCUACUGUCCGACUCACUUUUCCCACCUAGAAAACCAAAAGGAAUGGUGGAAGACGAUGAAGACGACGAAGACGACGAGGAAUCAGACAGCCGUCCGAAAGAGGAUCCCUUGGCAACACAAGUUUGGCGAUUGUACACCAAGGCAAAGGACAACCUACCGAACGGCUCCCGACUCGAGAACCUGACCUGGCGGAUGAUGGCUAUGACGCUCAAAAAGAAGGCCGAACGCACAGCUCAGGCUCAGGCUGACAGUACAGACUCUCCCCCGCCUCCAGAUGACACCACAGCUCUGCUGUCUUCUUCUGCACCUCUUUAUGGACAGCAAAUGCUAGGGUAUCCAAAGCAUGAUCCAAAUGUGCUGGUGUAUGGAUCUGCACGCGCCUCGUCCCUUAGCACACCUUAUUAUUCCCAUGGAGGUGGCACUUCCAGUAUAACUAUUCCAGCAGACUCGGAUAUGGAUUAUCAGCCAGAAUCUUUUAUCGAUCUUUCCAGCCAUCCCUCUUACCCCUCUUAUCAUUCAUCUGGUCAGCAAUUUGGACUUUCUCAGACACCGCUCACACCAACCCAGCCAUCUCAACCCAACACAUUGUACCCUACACAGUCAGUCACCGCAGAAAAAUAUAAUGGACCUGUUCAUGCCGGUGCUCUUAGCUUUGAAGAAAUUCUCAAUAUAUACUAUAAUACUCCAAAACCAUCCAUUGCAGAAUCACCUUCUGUGGAAACACCGCCACCACCACCACCACAACAACCACAACAACCACAACAACCACAACAACCACAACCACAGCCUCCAAAACCAAUAACAAUCUCAUCAAAUACGUCAAAUAUAACCACAGAGGGAGUCCGACAGCGGUCUGUAGGAAGUAUGAGUGCAUUUCGUAUCUCUCAAUCACCUGUCGAACACGAACCCUCCUUACGUCCUAUUCGUCAUCUUCCUGAUCGUGCGCUCGACCCCCCGUCAAAUACCUCGCCAGAUGACAGUAAAAGAGAUCCAUCUGCUGCUGUCAGAUGUACAAACUGCUCAACCACCACAACUCCCCUGUGGCGACGUAACCCCGAAGGACUUCCACUUUGUAAUGCAUGCGGACUAUUUCUCAAACUGCACGGAGUUGUUCGCCCUUUGAGUCUCAAGACAGAUAUCAUCAAAAAACGUAACCGGAGUGGAUCUACAGCUGCAGUGAAUACUAAUAAUACCACCACAAAUAUUAGUCAUAUUAGUCAUAUCAGUAGUAUUGGUAGUAUUAAUAUUAGUAGUAGUAACAGUAGUGGCAAUAAUAAUAAUAAUAAUAAUAAUAAUAAUAAUAAUAAUGAUAAUAAUAAUAACAAUAACAAUAGUAUUUUGGUUGGGAAUAAGAUCAACAAAGGCAAGACUCCUGCUUUUCUCCAAGCUGUAUAUUCCGCACCUUCCCCUGCUUCUUCAACUACUGCUGAGCCUAUUUCAAUUGACCCCACGCCUGUCAGUGGACUUUCGGUAUCACUUCCACACACCUCAGUUCGUAUUACAAGCGGCGGAGGUUCUGGGGGUCGACCACUGGCUGUCACUCCUGCCCAGUGGCCUUCAGAAACACUCAACAAACGCCAACGACGUAGGUCUCUGAGUGAUAAACGCCAACAAUCUAAACUGCAGUCUCAGACACAGUCACCUACUACUCCCGGAUCAUUACCUAACCAAUCUCCUUUUGGUGGUGGUGGUGGUGGUAAUGAAGGGUUCGGUAAGGUGCUUUUACCGAGAAGACAGCCGCCAUUUGUGUCAAUUGAACCCCAAAUGCAUGUGACCCACCAGAAUCCCUGGCCUACUACUCCAACACAAAUCGGUUCAUUUAGUCAGCCUUCUUUACAUCCAUCUUCAUUUCCUCUCCACCUUACCCCAGAUCAACUUCAGCAAUUGAUGAUGCUACAACAAGCCACACAAGCAGCAGCAGCAGCUACUGGGGGGAACAGUAUUGUAGGUGGAGGUGGAGGUGGAGGUGGGGGAAUAGAUCAUCAAUAUGAUUUUUCAAAAGAUGUAAUGGACUAUGAUCCUUCUCCGGCUGUAUUUCUCAAGCACUUCAUUAAGCACUUUGUUAAGCUAUAUGCUAGGCACUCAGGGGAGAAGAAAGCAAAGAUAUCAUUGUAG